GCUCUGAAAUAUGUUUGUGUUGGUUUCCUGGUGUUCCCAUGUUCAACUACGGGCAACAUUUUUGAUCAUUUUGUCGUUAUUGAUAUAGGAUUGGCCACUUUAUGGUCUGAACUCUUUUGUCAUGGACCAGACAGAAGAGAACCACAAAUGCAUCACGUUUAGACGAAUGCUUUGCUGAGAACAUUCUGGUUACUUUUAGUAUGUGGACAAUCCCUACCCUCCAAAUGAAACCAAGAUUGCACCAUUGCCUCACUAAACAUCUGGGAGCCGCUUAGAUUCCUCCCAGUGACUCGCAGAUGAAUGCAAGCAUGUCUUGCAACGGACUGUGUCCUGAUCUCCCGUGCAAUGUGAGUCUCACAGUGAAGGGUGAUAGCAAACCGGCGACAAGCAUCAUCAUGUUCUUGGCCGGCGUGGUUGGGAACCUGCUGGCGCUCUUCAUCUUGGGGGUACACCGCAAAGAGCACCGCUCCACGUCGUCAGUAUUCUCCAUCCUGGUGACGGGCCUCGCCCUCACAGACCUGCUGGGCACUUGUCUACUCAGUCCAUCUGUCUUCAUCUGCUAUGCCCGCAACGUGUCCCUCAUUGGCCUGGGUGGCGAGAACCUGUGCCAGCUUUUCGGCUUUGCCAUGAGCUUCUUCGGCCUGGCGCCCACCCUCAUUCUUUGCACAAUGGCCGUGGAACGCUGCCUUGCCAUCAGCCACCCUUACUUUUACUCGGUGCACAUCCGUCAAAGCUUCGCCAAGGUGACCCUCGUCAUCAUUUACCUCUUUUCCUUAGCUUUCUGCCUGCUGCCGUUGGGGGGCAUCGGCAAGUUCAGGCAGUACUGCCCGGGGACGUGGUGCUUUAUCGACAUGGAUGCCACGGGGGACGCCAACGCCGACCGGGUGCAAGCCUUCUCGCUCACUUACUCCACCCUCAUGGCGUUGAUCAUCCUUGCUGUGUUCGCUUGCAAUGGCUCGGUGAUUGUAAGCCUUUGUCAAAUGCACCGCAGUCAGUUGAUGCGGCGAGGAUCAGCCCAAUCCACGGGCAGGAGGAGGAAACUGAGCCUGCCCUUGUUCGGAAGGGGCGAGGAGGAGAUGGACCACCUGGUACUGCUGGCGCUCAUCACCGUCAUCUUUGCCGUCUGCUCGCUGCCACUGACGUUUGCCGGGUUCAUCAACGCCAUCCACCCGUUCAGCGACGACAAGGAGAACCUGACUGCUUUCCGCUUUUACGCCUUCAACCCCAUCGUGGACCCGUGGGUGUUCAUCAUCUGCCGCAAGUCCGUUUUACGACACCUGCGCUCACUGCUGAACUGCCGCUUUGGCCGGGGGGCCGGCGUCAAGACCCCAUCUCACUCCGUUGCCAUGCCCUUGUCCUUGGAGGGCCACGUGAUUCAACGUCAUGCUCCUGACUUGACGCAGAAUGGCUAUUAUGCGGGCUUACCCACGUCGCCUGGUAAAUGAUGAACUAAAAAUACUUUGUUCGACAUCUUUGGACUUGCACUGUUCAAACAAGCCACACUGACUCCUUGAAUAGACUGACUGCCCCUCCCCAUUUUUACUUUUUAACUGUUUUACUGCCAUUGACAGCUAUAGACGUCCAAUACAUUUGAACCGUCUAGUCAAAAUGGAUUGGACAUCUAUCACUGUAAUUGGCAGUCAAUUACCUGUGUGUAUAUAUAUAUAUAAUUUAUAUGCAUGAAUGUUUACAGUGUUCUUUCAUUGAUUCAAUCCUAAAAUGACCAAAAAGGACAUGAAAAACUUAGAUAGUGAAGGUCUACUAAUGGUCCAUUUGAAAGCACUUUGCCCAUCUUGUGUAUGAAUAAUUAAUUUGCAAGUGUUUCAUUGGUGAAACAUGUACACUGUUUAGAUAUAAAGUGAAAUGAUGUGUGUCUAUGUCAGUGGGUGAACCUUUUGGGUGCAAAGAGCUUGUUUUGUUUCUUUAUAACGUUUGCAGCGGUGCAUCAGACAGCCGCUCAAUAAAUUUAGCAAAAGCUUGAACGCCAGUUUUACACUUGUUCACACUUCGCGGGAGGUGUGGUAGAAUUUACCUCGUUUUGGUAAAUUGGUCUCUCAUGCUAAUUACCGCUAACGUUGCCUAGGGACUUGGAAAUAUUUUUCAAAUUGGUGAAAUUACAAUUCAAACCUUUCAGGGACUGUGGUAGGCUGUUAGCAAUCUUUAAAAUUAUUAUUAAUCAUUUGAACAAAUAUUUUUAUAUAAAUAUACAUAGAUAAAUACCACGUUAAUGAAUGCUAAAUGAAUUAAAAACGCAUACACUGUAGUUAUGGUUAAGUAACAUUCGAAUUAUGUCAUAGUAUUUGUCUCAGUACAUGCCAGGUGGGUAGAGUAGCCAAAAAUUGUACUCAAGUAAGAGUAGCGUUACAAUAGGCAGAGUUUGACUUUUGGGGCAGGGGGGCACAACAUGUUGAUGACCCCAAAAACACAGUGUCAGCAAUAAAAUUGACUUAAAAGAAUAAUUAAAAUAAUAAGUUGACAAUGAGCGCUUUGUUUCCCAUCAUUCUUGAGGGGAAUUCUAAAUCAGGCUGCUUAAGCAAUACUUUUCGCCAAGAUCGUCAUCCAUUAAAUUUGGCACGCCCACCGGUGUCGUGCCAAUGUAGUUACCCCAGUCAAAAAUUGUAUCCCCUGGGCGAAGCCAUAUGGAGGUAGAUUUGUUUCUUUAUUAUUUAAUCAAAAAAAGAAAAAGAAAAAAAAGUUCCUUCAAUCAAAAUAUAUAUUUUCAACCCCAAAAAAAGUCGGUUCAAUUAAAAAAAAAAUGUGUUUGAAUACAAAAAUAAAUUUGAAACUCAAAAAGCAUGUGAAAACUAUUUUUCUUUGAUUUUUUUUUUUUCUGUUUUUUUUUUUUUUUUGGAUUGAAGUCAAGGUUUUUUUUGUUUUGUUUUUGUUUAAUUAAAGCAACUUUUUGAUUGAAGUAAUGUUGAUUUGUGUUUGGGCCACAUUUUUGGCCAGGACAUUUCUCUCUUUAUUAUUCAAUCAAAAAAUAAGUUGCUUCAAAAACAUUUCAAUCAAUAAGAAAAAUCACUUCAAUCAAAAAAAGAAACAUUUCAAUCAUACAAAAAAGUUUUUGAAUGCGAAAAAAUAUUUGAGAUUGAAAAAUAUGCAUUUGAACACUUAAUUUUUUGAAGCAAUUGAAGCAAUCCUUUUUGUGUUUGAGCCAUAUUAUGAUUAGGACAUUUGUGUCUAAAUCAUUCGAUCCCCUAAAA
Molecule: messenger RNA, 3203 nt
Organism: Corythoichthys intestinalis (scribbled pipefish)
Lineage: Eukaryota; Metazoa; Chordata; Actinopteri; Syngnathiformes; Syngnathidae
Gene: ptgir
Product: prostaglandin I2 receptor
Exons: 3
Coding region: 297-1445 (382 amino acids)
Biological process (GO): inflammatory response; negative regulation of smooth muscle cell proliferation; positive regulation of cytosolic calcium ion concentration
Cellular component (GO): plasma membrane
Molecular function (GO): prostacyclin receptor activity; thromboxane receptor activity
Source: RefSeq, a predicted model, not a curated record